AUGGCUAAGAAUAACCUCACAACAGUAACCAGGUUUGUUCUCAUGGGCUUUAUUGACCUGCCUAAGUGGGAGGUCCCCCUUUUUCUGGUAUUUCUCAGCCUCUAUCUUAUCACCAUUUUGGGAAACUUGGGCAUGAUCAUUCUUAUACAGGUGGAUAUACAACUUCACACCCCAAUGUAUUUCUUCCUGAGCCAUCUCUCUUUGUUGGAUGCUUGCUACACCUCAGUUAUCACCCCACAGAUCCUGGCGACACUGGCCAAAAACAAACUGGUCAUCUCCUAUGGUCAAUGUGCUACCCAAUUCUUCUUCUUCACCAUCUGUGCAGCUACUGAAUGUUUCCUGCUGUCUGCAAUGGCUUAUGAUCGCUAUGUUGCUAUUAACAACCCACUGCUCUACACUGUAGCCAUGAGUCCUAAAAGAUGCUGGAGUUUGGUGGCUGGAGCCUAUGCUGGUGGGUUGUUUGGGGCCAUCUUAAGAACCACAUGCACGUUUUCCCUCUUCUUCUGUGAAGAUAAUCAAAUCAAUUUCUUCUUUUGUGAUCUCCCACCCCUGCUGAAGCUGGCAUGCAGUGACACAACAAAUAUUGAAAUUAUAAUUGUCUUUUUUGGGAACUUUGUCAUUUUGGCUAAUGCUUUGGUCAUACUCAUUUCCUACUUGCUCAUCAUCAAGGCUGUCAUAAAGAUGAAGUCAGGUAGCAGAGGUAAAACAUUCUCUACAUGUACCUCCCACCUCACUGCUGUGGGUCUUUUCUUUGGGACCCUCAUUUUUAUGUACAUACGGAGCAGCUCAGGCAAAUCCCUAGAGGAAGACAAGAUAGUAUCUGUCUUCUACACAGUGGUCAUCCCCAUGUUGAAUCCUCUUAUCUAUACUAUGAGAAACAAGGAUGUGAAGGCUGCCUUCAGAAAGGUUACUGGUAGAUUCCAGGUGUCUCAAGCUUUGCAAAAUUGA
Apodemus sylvaticus (European woodmouse) is the source of this 948-nucleotide messenger RNA. Its product is annotated as olfactory receptor 9I1-like. Gene Ontology annotation, cellular component: membrane. The transcript has a single exon. Gene Ontology annotation, biological process: sensory perception of smell; G protein-coupled receptor signaling pathway. Bases 1 to 948 code for a protein of 315 amino acids. Gene Ontology annotation, molecular function: odorant binding; olfactory receptor activity; G protein-coupled receptor activity. The record is from RefSeq and is a predicted model, not a curated record. Lineage: Eukaryota; Metazoa; Chordata; Mammalia; Rodentia; Muridae.